GGAAGGCGGCGGCGAAAAUGCGCUCGACUGGGGCGGGGGGCGGCGAUCUGCACUCCCGGGCGGCCCCUGUCCGGCUGGGCGACCCUGGGGGAGACAACUCCGUCUCUGGACGAAGGUGUGGAGCACCGGUCCACUGCCCGUGCGUCUACCUACCUUCGUUCCUGCCGGCCUUUGCCAAGCAGGCCUGAGCCGGCUUCUCCGGAGUGAGUGGGUGUAUGGAGUUUCCGUGUAGACUGCCGGGCCCAGAAGGAUCCCGAGGUCAAGCGCCGGCAGGAGAGUCUUCGCGCUACACGCGGCUGAUAGGGGAAUGCUGUUCUUGCUCCUCUGCGUCGUGUCCAUCGCUCUUCCGCGCUUUAUCAGAGCAGAUGCUUGUGAGGACUUGACUCUGCAAGAGACGGCAUCAGUAGACCAACCUACAGCUUUUAAUUGCAUCUACUCUCUGCCAACAUCGGGGAAAGUAGAUGCAAUGUGGUAUAAAUAUCCUAGCAAAAUCCCAAUAUCCAAAAACACACAGUCUAGAAUUCACCAGGACCAAAAUUGGAUUUUGUUUCUCCCUGUGAAAGGGGAGGACUCUGGGAUCUACCAAUGUCUUAUAAAUGAUACAGACAUCUGUCCCAGAAUGCAAGUCAACCUUACUGUGUUUGAAAAACUUUGGUGUGGUGCUUCCGGAAACAGUCAACUGAACAUGCCUCACGAGUACAAGCAGAUCCUGCAGGUUGGAAGAGAUGACAUCCUUAUAUGUCAUCUCAACUUCCCAAACAAUUUUUAUUUGGAUUCAGUAAAGUGGUAUAAGGACUGUAUAGAGAUAGAAGGAGAACGGUUUAUUUCUCGGGGAAAAAAGCUUUUAGUGAAGAAUGUCUCGUUGGAGGACAGAGGGAACUAUGAAUGUCAAGCCAGCCUCACACAUGCAAAGAAACAGCACACUGUUUUCAAUAGCAUCUCUGUGACUGUCACAGAAAAAGUGGGAAAUGGAGGAAGAAUCCCUAAGAUCAUUUAUCCAAAAAACAAUUCAAUUGAAGUAAAACCUGGCUCCAUGCUCAUCGUCAACUGCAACAUAACAGACACGCGGGACAACACAAACCCACGCUGCUGGAGGGUAAACAAUACCCUGGUGGAUGACUACUACGGUGACUCCAAGCGCAUCCAGGAAGGAAUUGAAAACUACACUAUUUUUCCAGAGCAUAUUUUUUACACAGUGAACAUAACCUUCUUAGAAGUGAAAAUGGAAGAUUAUGGUCGCCCUUUCGUGUGUCAUGCUGGAGUGUCUGCUGCUUACUUUAUCCUGAAGCUCCCAGUUCCAGAUUUUCGAGCUUACUUGAUAGGAGGGCUUCUCAUCUUGACUGGUGCAGUGGUGUCUGCCAUGUUUAUCUACAACAUUUUUAAGAUCGACAUUGUACUUUGGUAUCGAAGUUCCUUCCAUUCUGCAGGGCCCAUAGAAGAUGGGAAGCUGUAUGAUGCUUAUGUUUUAUAUCCCAAGCCUCAGAGAGAAAGCCAGAGUCAUGAUGUGGACACACUGGUGUUGAAAAUUCUUCCUGAGGUGCUGGAGAAGCAGUGUGGAUACAAGUUAUUUAUAUUUGGCAGGGAUGAGUUUCCUGGACAAGCUGUGGUCAAUGUCAUCGAUGAAAAUAUUAGGCUGUGCAGAAGAUUGAUCAUCGUUAUUGAUCCCGACGAGCUGAGCUUUGACCUAUUAAAGAAUCUGUCAGAAGAACAGAUUGCAGUCUACAGUGCCCUCAUCCAGGAUGGGAUAAAGGUCAUCCUGAUUGAACUGGGCAAGGUCAACGACUACACGGCCUUGCCGGAGUCCAUUCAGUAUAUCAAACAGAAGCACGGGGCUGUCCGGUGGAGUGGGGACUUCACAGAACAGUCCCAGUGUGCAAAGACCCAGUUCUGGAAAAAAGUGAGAUAUCGCAUGCCUCCCAAGAGGUGGCCACCUUCUCCUCCUGUCCAGCUGCUGAAGCACACGCCCUUUGACCUCACAGCUGGCAAGUGGGAGGCCCGGGCGGGAUUCAUCUCCCCUGAUGGAAAGAAUAUCUUCCCGAGCGUUGUGCACAGUUAGACAAGGAAGCAUUGCAUCUGGGCUGCUUGCUUGAAAGCUUACUGUUUCUUGUUGUGUCCUUAUGGAAAGACCUGGGUUUAUCUGCUGCCUUUGCUCAGAGCUACUUCUUUAGGGGAAGACAGCACCUCUCAAGAGGCCCUCAUUAACUGACUGGCUCGGAACACUCAUGAAGACUUGUGAACGUGGAGUAUUAGCCUCUGAGCCCCUGGGGAGGAGCCAUGGAGGGUUUGGGAGUCAUGAUUCAGCUGUCAGGACAUUUGGCACAUGGUGUGACCCCCGUGGGGCUGGAGACAAGAGCGUGGGGGGUCGGAUCCACGGGAGGGCCCUGUGGGCUUGGGAAGGGCUGGCAGAGGUCACGCCUGACCAGCGUGCCAAAGGCCCUGUCCUCAGGGAGCACUGACUGUCUCUCAGCCCCUCUUACUCCUCUCGUGCAAAUAAACAGUUUUGUGACACUGCAGUCUGGGCCCCUUGACACGGGAAGCAACUUGGAAGUCACCUAGACCUAUGGGGACCAACUCUGGUUGCCCACGAGCCCCCCCUGCUGGUGGGCCUCCUGCUUUGCCUGUCCAACCAAAAAACAAGUCAUAACGCCCUUAUUUUUCCCAGCUGGCCUCUGGCAGCCAGAAUUCUGAGCCACCCGUGGUAGACACAGUCACCCCACCAAGAUGACGGAGUUCUAUUCUGAGCGGACAGAGUCAUCCAGCCAGUGUGCCUUCUUCACAGGUCAAUUCAUGACUGAACAACUCAGAAGGGAUCAUUGACAUUAAAAUCAGCUAUAAAGUCUUAUCAGUCAAACCCUGACAUGGAGGAGCCUAGAUACAGUCCAGCCCUUAUUCUGUGGUUGACAACAGCAGCCUUCAAAAGUGGCUGCAGUGCUCAGAGAGUUCCUGUCCCCCAAAGUCACAUAUUUGGAUGCUAACACUUGAACUGUGGUGCUGGAGAAGACUUGAGAGUCCCUUGGACUGCAAAGAGAUCAAAGCAGUCAGUCCUCAAGGAAACCAACCCUGAAUAUUCAUUGGAAGGACUGAUGCUGAAGCUGAA
Molecule: messenger RNA, 3097 nt
Organism: Cervus elaphus (red deer)
Lineage: Eukaryota; Metazoa; Chordata; Mammalia; Artiodactyla; Cervidae
Gene: IL36R
Product: interleukin 1 receptor like 2
Exons: 11
Coding region: 308-2056 (582 amino acids)
Biological process (GO): regulation of inflammatory response; signal transduction
Molecular function (GO): interleukin-1, type I, activating receptor activity
Source: RefSeq, a predicted model, not a curated record